AUGCAGAAAAAUGACAUCCUUCUUCUUCAGAAGAAUUGCCCUCGCCUUCGUGAGUUGUUAGACGAGCUAGCUUUUUCCGAAAAAGUGCAAAAGAUUGAGUCUAUGCACAGUUCUUUGUUUUCUCUACUACGUGCCAAUACGGGCUUGGACUAUGUGAACGCUUCUAAUUUUUGGGUGAUAGAAGAUGACAUCACUUGCAUAAGGGCGCAUAAUCUUACCCUGCCUGCAUGGCUUACAGAUUCAAUUUUGGCAGAGAUCAAAACAGUCAACACGCUGUUUUGGGAGGUGAGUCAAUAA
Messenger RNA from Protopolystoma xenopodis, 297 nucleotides. NCBI's taxonomy places the organism in Eukaryota, Metazoa, Platyhelminthes, Monogenea, Polystomatidea, Polystomatidae. The record is from the annotation of a GenBank genome assembly.